Molecule: messenger RNA, 8064 nt
Organism: Malurus melanocephalus (red-backed fairy wren)
Lineage: Eukaryota; Metazoa; Chordata; Aves; Passeriformes; Maluridae
Product: filamin-C-like
Exons: 43
Coding region: 364-8013 (2549 amino acids)
Biological process (GO): actin cytoskeleton organization
Molecular function (GO): actin filament binding
Source: RefSeq, a predicted model, not a curated record
CUGACCCAGGACACCGUCCCCGAUCCAGGACACCGUCCCCGAUCCAGGACACCGUCCCCAAUCCAGGACACCGUCCCCGAUCCAGGACACCGUCCCCAGCACCGGCUUUGCCUCUGGGACCCAGAACCCCCAUCCCGGACACCCAUAUUGACCCCGGACCCCCCAGGACACCGACACUGAUUUGGGACCCACACCCGCCAUACCAGGAUCGCUUCAGGACACUGGGACUAACCCAGCACCAGGAGUGACUUGGACUCCCAGCCGGGCACCAGGAGUGCCCCAGGACCUCCCCCCGCACCCACCCAGGACCUUCCACACCCCCCAGCACCCCSUGCUCACCGAGGACCCCCCAGCUCCUCCACAAUGAACUCUACGUACGAGGUGGCACCGGGCGAGGACCCCGAGGAGCUCCCGGCCACCGAGAAGGACCUCGCAGAGGACGCGCCCUGGAAGAAGAUCCAGCAGAACACGUUCACCCGCUGGUGCAAUGAGCACCUCAAGUGUGUGCAGAAGCGCAUCGUGGACCUGCAGCGCGACCUGAGCGACGGGCUGCGCCUCAUCGCGCUGCUCGAGGUGCUCAGCCAGAAGAAGAUGGGGCGCAAGCACCACCCGCGCCCCAAUUUCCGCCAGAUGAAGCUGGAGAAUGUCUCGGUGGCCCUCGAGUUCCUGGARCGGGAGCACAUCAAGCUCGUAUCCAUUGACAGCAAGGCGAUCGUGGAUGGGAACCUGAAGCUGAUCCUGGGGCUGAUCUGGACCCUCAUCCUGCACUAUUCCAUCUCGAUGCCGAUGUGGGAGGAGGAGGAGGACGAUGAAGGCCGCCGCCAGACCCCCAAGCAGCGGCUGCUGGGCUGGAUCCAGCACAAGGUGCCGCARCUGCCCAUCACCAACUUCAAUCGCGACUGGCGCGACGGGAAAGCGCUGGGAGCGCUGGUGGACAACUGUGCCCCGGGUCUGUGCCCGGACUGGGAGAAGUGGGACCCCAACGAGCCGGUGCAGAACGCUCGGGAGGCCAUGCAGCAGGCAGACGACUGGCUGGGGGUUCCCCAGGCCACUCUGGACCCUGCUGCUACCACCAAGGACAAGCUGGGGGUCCCAAGUCCUGGGGGAUUGUGGGGUACUGGGAGAUUGUGGGGCGCUGGGGUUCCCCCUGACUCCCCCCACCCCGCAGGCAUUGAGCCACAGGGCAAUGUGGUGCUGCGCCCGGCCCAGUUCACSGUGGAGACCCUCGACGCGGGCGUGGGUGAGGUCAUUGUCUACGUUGAGGACCCCGAGGGACACACUGAGGAGGCCAAGGUGGUUCCCAACAACGACAAGAAGCGAACGUACAGCGUCACCUAUGUCCCCAAGGUCGGGGGGCUGCACAAGGUGACCGUGCUGUUCGCGGGGCAGAACAUUGACGGGAGCCCCUUUGGGGUGACCGUGGGCAUGGCCCUGGGCGAUGCCAGCAGGGUGACAGCACGUGGCCCCGGCCUGGAGCCUGUGGGCAACGUGGCCAACAAGCCCACCUACUUCGACAUCUACACUGCAGGGGCUGGCUCGGGCGAUGUGGGGGUGGUGAUCACAGACCCCCAGGGCCGGCGGGACACAGUGGAAGUGAUGCUGGAGGACAAAGGGGACAACGUGUUCCGCUGCACCUACCGGCCCGUCCUCGAAGGGCCGCACACCAUCUGUGUCACCUACGCUGGCGCCCAGGUCCCCAGGAGCCCCUUCACCGUCCAUGUGGCUGAAGCCUGCACCCCCUCGGCGGUGCGGGCCACGGGCCGGGGGCUGCAGCCGCGGGGAGUCCGAGUGCAGGACGUGGCUGACUUCAAGGUCCUGACGCGGGGUGCGGGCAGCGGGGACCUGCGGGUGACACUGCGGGGACCGGGUACGUGUCACUGCGGGAGCACGGCRGGGUCUGUGGCACACACCGUGGGGUUCCUCAUGGAAGGGCUGUGGGUGAAGGCCUUCGGGCCGGGCUUGGAGCCCACUGGCUGCAUUGUGGAGCGCCCGGCCGAGUUCACCAUCGAUGCCCGUGGUGCCGGCAAGGGGCCCCUCAAGCUCUAUGCACAGGACGCCGAGGGCUUCCCCAUCGACAUCAAGGUGAAGGACAAUGGUGAUGGCACCUUCAGCUGCGUCUAUGUCCCCACCAAGGCCAUGAAGCACACGGUCAUCGUCACCUGGGGAGGCGUCAACACCACGAACAGCCCCUUCCGUGUGAGCGUGGGCGAGGGCAGCCACCCCAGCAAGGUGAAGGUGCACGGGCCAGGCGUGGAGAAGACGGGGCUGAAGGCCAACGAGCCCACCUACUUCACCGUGGACUGCAGCGAGGCUGGACAGGGUGACGUCAGCAUUGGCAUCAAGUGCGCCCCAGGAGUGGUGGGGCCGCUCGAGGCUGACAUUGACUUCGACAUCAUCAAGAAUGACAACGACACCUUCACGGUCAAGUACACAGCGCCAGGCGCGGGGCUCUACACCAUCAUGGUGCUCUUUGCCAACCAGGAGAUCCCCUCCAGCCCCUUCCGCAUCAAAGUAGACCCAUCCCACGAUGCCACCAAGGUCAAAGCCGAGGGACCUGGGCUCAGCCGGACGGGGGUAGAGGUGGGGACCCCCACCCACUUCCGUGUGCAGACGCGGGGGGCGGGGAAGGCCCCCCUGGACGUGCGGUUUGUGGGGACGGGGCCUGGCCCAGCUGUCGCYGACUUCGAGGUCAUUGACAAUCACGACUACUCCUACACCGUCAAGUACACCCCGCUGCAGCAGGGCCCCCUGUCUGUGGUGGUCACCUAUGGGGGGGACCCCAUCCCCAAGAGCCCCUUCCCCGUCACUGUGGCCCCUCCCCUGCAGCUGGGCAAGGUCAAGGUGCAGGGGCUCAACAGCAAGGCGGAGGUGGGGCAGGUGCAGGAGUUCCAGGUGGAGGCACAGGGUGCAGGAGGCCAGGGGCACCUGGAGGUGAAGGUGACGGGCCCAUCGCGGCGCCCCGUGCCCUGCACAGUGGGGCCUGCGCCCCCCGGGAGCCCCCACCCCGUCACCUUCACACCCGCCGAGGAGGGGCCCCACCGUGUCGAGGUCACCUACGAUGGGCACCCCGUUCCGGGCAGCCCCUUCCCCGUGGAGGCUCUGCUGCCCCCUGACCCCUCCAAGGUGGUGGCCUCGGGGCCGGGGCUGAAGGGCGGCCGCGUUGGGGUGCCGGCACCCUUCUCCAUUGCCACGCAGGGUGCGGGCAGUGGGGGGCUGGGGCUGACGGUGGAGGGGCCCUGUGAGGCCAAGAUCGAGUGCCAGGACAACGGGGACGGCUCCUGCGCCGUGUCCUACCUGCCCACGGCACCCGGAGAGUACCACAUCAACAUCCUCUUCGCCGGGCGCCACAUCCCGGGCAGCCCCUUCACGGCCGCGGUCACGGCUCCUUUCGACCCGGCCAAAGUGACGGCGUCGGGGCCGGGGCUGGAGCGCGGCCGUGCKGGCGAGGCGGCCGUUUUCUCCGUGGACUGCUCGCAGGCCGGUGAGGCCGAGCUCACCAUCGAGAUCCGCUCCGAGGCCGGCGCCAAGGCCGAGGUGCUGGUGCAGAACAACCGUGACGGUACCUACGCCAUCACCUACACCCCGGCCUGUGCCGGCGCCUACACCAUCACCAUCAACUACGGCGGCCUCCCGGUCCCCAACUGCCCCGUGCGCGUCACUGUUGACCCCGCUGUUGACACCAGCAGCGUCAAGGUCUACGGCAAAGGCGUGGAGCCGCGAGGGGUGCUGCGGGAGGUGGGCACGGAGUUCACGGUGGAUGCGCGGGCACUGGCUCCCACCGGAGGGCCCCACGUCCGAGCACGGGUGCUGAACCCCUCGGGGACCCCCAUCGACACCUUCGUCACUGACCUCGGCGAUGGCACCUACCGUGUGGAGUACACCCCCUUCGAUGAGGGGCUGCACCUGGUGGAGGUGACAUAUGACGACGUGGCAGUCCCCAAGAGCCCGUUCCGUGUGGGGGUGGCUGAGGGCUGUGAUCCCACACGUGUUCGGGCGCAUGGCCCUGGCCUGGAGGGUGGCCUGGUGGGCACAGCCAACCACUUCACUGUGGAGACCAGGGGUGCGGGCACCGGGGGGCUGGGCCUGGCCAUUGAGGGUCCCUCAGAGGCGAAGAUGUCCUGCAAGGACAACAAGGACGGGAGCUGCGCAGUGGAGUACGUCCCCUUCACGCCUGGCGACUACGAUGUCAACAUCACCUUCGGCGGCCACCCCAUCCCCGGGAGCCCGUUCCGGGUGCGAGUGCGAGACGCUGUGGAUGCCUCMAAGGUGACGUGCUCAGGGCCAGGGCUGGGCCCCAGUGUCCGUGCACGGGUGCCCCAGAGCUUCACUGUGGACGUCAGUGCCGCGGGUCGCGCAGCCCUUGAGGUGACGCUGCUGGGGCCCACUGGGCUGCCGGAGCCAGUGGAGAUCCGAGACAAUGGUGACGGCACCCACAAGGUCACCUACACCCCGGCCACCGAUGGACCCUACACCGUGGCUGUCAAGUAUGGGGGGCAGGAGGUGCCGCGCAGCCCCUUCAAGGUGACAGCGCUGCCCGCCCAUGAUGCCAGCAAGGUGCGGGCCAGUGGCCCCGGGCUGAGUGCAGGAGGGAUCCCUGCCAGCCUCCCCGUGGAAUUCACCAUUGACGCCCAUGACGCUGGCGAGGGACUGCUCACGGUGCAGAUCCUGGACCCCGAGGGGCAGCCCAAGAAGGCAUCAAUCCGGGACAACGGGGACGGCACCUACACAGUGUCCUACGUGCCCGAUGUGCCGGGGCGCUACACCAGCACUGUCAAGUACGGGGGGGAUGAGAUCCCUGCGUCGCCCUUCCGUGUGCUCGCCGUGCCCGCUGGCGAUGCCAGCAAGUGCCUUGUCACAGUAUCCAUUGGGGGCCAUGGACUGGGUGCCUGCCUGGGUCCCACGAUCCAAAUCGGGGAGGAGACGGUGAUCACGGUGGAUGCAAAGGCAGCGGGACAGGGCAAGGUCACCUGCAAGGUGUCAACACCUGAUGGCGCCGAGCUGGACGUGGAUGUGGUGGAAAACCACGACGGCACUUUUGACAUCUUCUACACUGCACCUGAGCCCGGCAAAUAYGUCAUCACCAUCCGCUUUGGCGGGGAGCACGUGCCUAACAGCCCCUUCCAUGUCAUGGCCACRGAGGAGCCCCCAGCCACGGCCGAGAACCUGCGGCCCUUUAACCUGGUCAUCCCCUUCACGGUGCAGAAGGGUGAGAUCACAGGUGAGGUGCGGAUGCCCUCAGGGAAGACAGCGCGGCCCAGCAUCACCGAUAACAAGGAUGGGACGGUGACAGUGCACUAUGCCCCCUCCGAGAAGGGGCUGCAUGAGAUGGACAUUCGCUAUGAUGGCAACCACAUCCCYGGGAGUCCUCUCCAGUUCUACGUGGAUGCCAUCAAUCCACGCCAUGUCAGUGCCUAUGGGCCCGGGCUGAGCCAUGGGAUGGUCAACAAGCCGUGCACAUUCACCAUUGUAACCAAGGAUGCUGGCGAGGGUGGGCUGUCGCUAGCAGUUGAAGGUCCCUCCAAGGCGGAGAUCACCUGCCAGGACAACAAGGACGGGACAUGCACCGUGUCCUACCUGCCCACAGCCCCUGGUGACUACAGCAUCAUUGUGCGCUUUGAYGACAAACACAUCCCGGGCAGCCCCUUCACUGCCAAGAUCACCGGGGAUGACUCCAUGCGCACGUCCCAGCUCAAUGUGGGCACCUCGACUGAUGUGUCACUGAAGAUCGCAGAGACGGACCUGAGCCUAUUGGCGGCUACCAUCCGCGCGCCCUCAGGCAACGAGGAGCCAUGCCUGCUCAAGCGGCUGCCCAACCGCCACAUCGGCAUCUCAUUCACACCCAAGGAAGUGGGCGAGCACGUGGUGAGCGUGCGCAAGAGUGGGCAGCAUGUCACCAACAGCCCCUUCAAGAUCCUGGUGGGACAGUCAGAGAUUGGUGAUGCUGGCCGGGUCAAGGUGUGGGGCCAGGGGCUGCUGGAGGGCCGCACCUUCGAGGUGGCCGAGUUCAUAGUGGACACACGCAGUGCUGGUUAUGGCGGGCUGGGCCUGUCCAUUGAGGGCCCCAGCAAGGUGGACAUUAACUGCGAGGACAUGGAGGAUGGCACCUGCAAGGUCACCUACUGCCCCACUGAGCCCGGCAACUACAUCAUCAACAUCAAAUUUGCUGACAAACAUGUGCCAGGGAGCCCCUUCACGGUGAAGGUGACGGGCGAGGGGCGGAUAAAGGAGAGCAUCACGCGGCGGCGGCAGGCGCCCUCCAUCGCCACUGUUGGCAGCACCUGUGACCUCAACCUCAAGAUCCCAGGGAACUGGUUCCAGAUGGUGUCGGCGCAGGAGCGGCUGACGCGCACGUUCACACGCAGCAGCCACACGUACACGCGCACGGAGCGCACUGAGAUCAGCAAGACGCGCGGCGGGGAGACCACGCGCGAGGUGCACGUGGAGGAAUCGACCCGCGUGGGCGGCGCCUUCCCCCGUGCACCCCCGGAGCCCUUCGGUGCCUUYGGGGCCUUCGGGCCCCGCGAGGGCAUCGGCGCCUUCGCAGCCCCUGYGCGCGCACACGAGGGCGAGGCAUCAGCGCAGGAGCUGUCGGCGCAGGUGCUGAGYCCAUCGGGGCAGCGGCGCGAGGCCGAGGUGGUGCCGGGGGGCGCAGGGGUGUACAGCGUGCGCUUCGUGCCCCAGGAGACUGGUGCCCACACGGUCAGCGUAAAGUUCCGGGGGCAGCACGUGCCCGGGAGCCCUUUCCAGUUCACCGUGGGGCCCCUGGGCGAGGGCGGUGCCCACAAGGUGCGCGCAGGGGGCACUGGCCUGCAGCGCGCUGUGGCUGGCACACCAGCUGAGUUCAGCAUCUGGACACGUGAGGCGGGCGCGGGGGGACUCUCCAUCGCUGUCGAGGGGCCCAGCAAGGCCGAGAUCUCCUUUGAGGACCGCAAGGAUGGCUCCUGCGGCGUCUCCUAUCUGGUGCAGGAGCCAGGUGACUAUGAGGUGUCCAUCAAGUUCAAUGAGGAGCACAUCCCUGACAGCCCCUUUGUUGUCCCCGUCGCCUCCCACUCCGAUGAUGCCCGACGCCUYACUGUCACCAGCCUGCAGGAGACAGUGGCAGUGAACCAGCCAGCGUCCUUUGCAGUGCAGCUGAACGGGGCGCGCGGGGUCAUCGACGCCAAAGUGCACACGCCUGCGGGGGUGGUAGAGGAGUGCUACGUGUCGGAGCUGGACAGUGACCGGUACGCGUUGGGGUUCCUGCCACGUGAGAACGGAGUCCACUCCAUCGACCUGCGCUUCAAUGGGCGCCAUGUGCCCGGGAGCCCCUUCAACAUCCGCGUGGGCGAGCAGAGCCAGGCCGGGGACCCCGGGCUUGUCACCGCCUUUGGGCCGGGCCUCGAGGGUGGCCGCACAGGGGUGCCUUCAGAGUUCCUGGUGCAGACGGCCAAUGCAGGRGCAGGGGCACUGGCCGUCACCAUCGACGGCCCCUCCAAGGUGGAGCUGGACUGUACCGAGGUCCCUGAGGGCCACCGCGUCACCUACACCCCGAUGGCCCCUGGCAACUACCUCAUCUCCAUCAAGUAUGGGGGCCCUCACCACAUCGUGGGGAGUCCCUUCAAGGCCAAGGUCACUGGCCCACGGCUGUCGGGGGGGCACAGCCUGCACGAGACCUCRACAGUGCUGGUGGAGCCGGUGGUGAGGGGGGCGUCGCGGGGCCCCCCUGCCUUUGGGGGGGUCACCAAGGCCCCGUCAGAUGCGGGGCAGGUGGUGGCCCGGGGGCCAGGGUUGGCGACCGCCCGCCUGGGCCACAAGAACCACUUCACCGUGGACUGCAGCAAAGCCGGCACAAACAUGCUGCUGGUGGGGGUGCAUGGCCCCAAGGCCCCGUGCGAGGAGGUACACGUGAAACACGAGGGCAACCGCGUGUACACGGUGACCUACAGCGUGCGAGAGCGCGGCGAGUACGUGCUGCUGCUGCGCUGGGGCGACCGCGACGUCCCGGGGAGCCCCUUCCGUGUCACCGCGGCCUGAGACCCCCCCGAGAUCUCAGGGGGUCCCAGGCCUGUCAAUAAAGCACUGCGA